AUUCCGUCCGGUCCUGUUUCUUCUUCGGCUGGCUUCUACUAGUUCAAAAUGGCGGCUCCCGUUAAUCGUGUGUUAAUAUACGGCGGUAAAGGUGCACUCGGAAGCUGUUGCGUUUCGUUUUUUAGAUCUAAAAAUUGGUGGGUAGGUUCUAUAGAUCUGGCAGCUAAUGAUGAAGCAAAUGAAAAUGUGGUUGUAAAACCUUCUAAUAAUUGGACAGACCAAGAAAAUGAAGUUGCAUCUGGAGUAGAAAAGAUGCUGAAUGGAGAAAAAGUUGAUGCAGUGAUAUGUGUUGCUGGUGGUUGGAAGGGAGGAAAUGCUGCUUCAAAAGAUCUUGUGGGUUCUUCAGAUCUGAUGUGGAAACAGAGUGUUUGGACAUCAGUCAUUUCUGCACAAUUGGCUGCCAAAUAUUUGAAAAAUGGUGGAUUGUUAACUUUAACUGGAGCAAAAGCUGCUUUGGAAGGAACACCAGGAAUGAUAGGCUAUGGUUUAGCCAAAGCAGCCGUUCACCAGCUGGUGGACAGUCUGGCCUCAUCUAAAAGUGGUCUUCCUCCAAACUCGCACUCACUAGCAAUACUUCCAAUCACAUUAGACACUCCCAUGAACAGAGAAUGUAUGCCAGAUGCCGAUCAUUCUAAAUGGACUCCUCUUCCUUUUGUUGCAGAGCUUUUGUUCAACUGGGCCACUGGAAAAGAGCGUCCCACAAACGGAAGCCUGGUGCAGCUAGUGACUAACGAUAGCAACACCGAUUUGAUAAUCGCUUAAAUAAAGUUCCAAUAUUUGUCAGAUUGUGACGGGUAUUGGCAACCUGAACCAUAAGUAAUCUCUGGCGAAUCUUAAGUUAAUAAUGUCGAACAAAAUAAAUUGUUUAUAUUCUCAAAGCAAGCAUAUCACAAAUUUUUAACUUUUACAAAGGAAGUAUUUCUAUAAAUAUGUCUGUAACAAAGACAUUUGUUUGAAUAAAGAUCUGUUAAAUUGGCACUGCAUUUUAAAAAAUUUCAAAGUAUUAAACUAGACAUUCAACCAUUAAAAAAGGAUUUUCUCAUCCCCAUAAUCAGGUUGUCAAUUCCCAAAAAAUAAAAUUCCUAAGUGUAUGUAACUUUGUUAAGUGAUGAUAUUGUUGUUUAAGAUUAUAUAGAAUUAUUUUUGAGUGCCAAAAUGACAUUUUUUACAAAAGCUUUUUUUUUAAACUUGUAUGUGAACUUGUAUGUGUAACACAAUAUAAAUUGUUGCAUUCGUACAUAAAUGUACAAUAAUGUUGUAUUGAUUGGACCAAAUGAAAAAAAAAAUGAUAAAAUCAAAAUAUGCAUAAUGUUACAUUCCUAUGUAUAAUUUGUUGAAUAAAUAUAUUUUGAAGCAUAA
Centruroides sculpturatus (bark scorpion) is the source of this 1359-nucleotide messenger RNA. It is a transcript of the gene Dhpr, whose product is annotated as dihydropteridine reductase-like. The transcript has 5 exons. The record is from RefSeq and is a predicted model, not a curated record. Gene Ontology annotation, biological process: tetrahydrobiopterin biosynthetic process; L-phenylalanine catabolic process. Gene Ontology annotation, molecular function: 6,7-dihydropteridine reductase activity; NADPH binding; NADH binding. The coding region runs from base 49 to 762 and encodes 237 amino acids. Gene Ontology annotation, cellular component: cytoplasm. NCBI's taxonomy places the organism in Eukaryota, Metazoa, Arthropoda, Arachnida, Scorpiones, Buthidae.